AGCAGCAAGAAAUUACGGAAGACAUCUUCACGACAAAAACCAACAACAUCAUUAAAAAACUGGAGGACAGGCAAAACCUCAAAAUCAACCCCAUCCAAGACACACAAAACAACGACACUCUACAAGAAUGGAAAGAGCUGCUGGA
Messenger RNA from Acaulospora morrowiae, 145 nucleotides. Lineage: Eukaryota; Fungi; Glomeromycota; Glomeromycetes; Diversisporales; Acaulosporaceae. The record is from the annotation of a GenBank genome assembly.